Messenger RNA from Ostertagia ostertagi, 321 nucleotides. Lineage: Eukaryota; Metazoa; Nematoda; Chromadorea; Rhabditida; Trichostrongylidae. The record is from the annotation of a GenBank genome assembly.
AUGCGAAAGGAUUGGCGUCAAACCGUGUAUUUGGCUCGGUCGAAAAUUCAAGGGCUUGGACUUUAUGCAAAGCGCGACAUUCAUAUGGGCGAUAUGAUCAUCGAGUAUAAGGGAGAAGUGAUAAGGAGUGAAGUGGGAGAGAUGCGUGAAAAGCGAUACGUAGCGCAAAAUCGUGGCGUGUACAUGUUCGUAUCGAUGAGGACUUGCUUGUCGAUGCGACAAUGGCCGCUAACAUACGAUUACCAAUUCGAGUUGGAAGAUACUACAGACAAGAUUCCCUGUUUAUGUGGAGCGCCAAAUUGUGUGAAAUGGAUGAAUUAG